ACCUCGAACCCUUUGUGCUCUCCUACUCCCAACCCCGCGCGCUUCCCAGUCCUAGUCCUAUUCCCUCGCUCUCAUCGACGACAUAGACCUUUCCCGGCCCUUGCGUCUACAUCCCCUCCGGCUCUCGUCCCUCGACGCCAGAGCUAAGCGCCACCGGUUCCGACUCUGGUCCAGUCUCCUAUUCACCCUCGUCUGCGUUUUCCCCGCUUUCCCCAUACACGCCGUAUUCGUCUGCGUUCUCUGCUACCUCGAUGUAUAUGUAAGACGGCACGGGCGAGCCUGCGUAUCCGCUUCUCGACUAUACCUCCCUUUCUCGAGUCGACCGUGGUCUUACUCUAGACACGGAUGGGGAAGGCGCCACACCGAUAUAUGCACAGGAUGUUUGUGUCUCGUAUCCGUUCGAAUGGGGCUGUCAACAAAUCCAGGCACAACCGCACGCCCUAACGCUCGAAACAGAUACAGACCUUCUGCCCACCAUCCUCCGAUUCUCAGCCUCCCACCGGCUUCGUUCUCCCUCUCUGCCUCAACCUCCGCUUGCACCAGACCUACGCCCGCUACGAAGGUUAAAAGGAGCACGUCCACGAAGGCAGGAUCGGGUGCGACGAGUCAUCGGGUCCACGACUUGGGUAGGAGCACGAAAGAGAGGAGGGAAGACGUCGAUGUGAGUCAUUGUAGUGCUAGGGGUAGUGCGGGACCUGGACCACGAAUGAAAAGAGGCUCUCGGGGCCAGUUCGUUUCUAACACUUCGAAGGACAAGACGAGGCUCGUAGCGGGUUCGGGGUCGAGUUCGGGUUCGGGUGGUGCUGCUGCCCGCGAAGGAGAGACGGGGAUGUGACGAGCGUGUAUCAGAGGGCGAACUCGUUGACCAUAAUCCACCCGCGAUGGCUGAGGCACCAUCGCAGGCCUCGUAUUCAUCCAUCGAGCAGCACGAACGUGCGGAGGGUUUGGCUGCAGGUGUACGUGCCGGUACUGGUGUGGCCAGUACUAGUGGGAGGAAGUCGAGAGGAAAGGCGUGUAGGUGUCCGCUGGACACUAGGUUGCGCGAAGGAACGUGCACCGUGCCUCGAUCUUGGUCAGCUCGUCUGCCUCUGCACGAACAGCCAUCGCUCACUGCGCCGAAUUAUUCCUCAACCACCGCCGUGGAAACGAGCAGUGCCGCAGCCGUACCCACUACGACUCACCACCCUCUCCCGGUUUCACCUACUUUCGGCGUGCAUCCGAAUCCGAAUCUGGAUCGACCGGUCAAAUAUCUGGCUCGAUUGGAGAUAUAGCGUUCAUAGGUGUAGUAGGAUAGGUAACUGUAAUGGCAGGGACUUCUGGAAUAUUAGGACGAUGCUGGUGCACUCGACGCGAUGAUCUAGGCAG
Molecule: messenger RNA, 1365 nt
Organism: Stereum hirsutum FP-91666 SS1
Lineage: Eukaryota; Fungi; Basidiomycota; Agaricomycetes; Russulales; Stereaceae
Exons: 3
Coding region: 404-835 (143 amino acids)
Source: RefSeq, a predicted model, not a curated record